AGAGACCCCUCAGCUCCUUAGAUACCUCCGGAAGCCCCGCAUUCAUCUCUCAUAAGCCUAUCGAGAACUCAUUGCGCCGAUCGAAGAACCCCUCCCACCAUGGCCACCCGCAUUCAAUUCGAAAACAGCAGCGACAUCGGUGUCUUCUCAAAGCUGACGAACAGCUACUGCCUGUGCGCCAUCCAGGGCAGCACAAACUUCUACUCCGCGUUCGAGAGCGAGCUCGGAGACGUCGUCCCGAUCGUGCACACGAGCAUUGGCGGCACGCGGAUCAUUGGACGACUAACCGCAGGCAACCGCCAUGGGCUACUCGUACCAUCGACGACGACAGACCAGGAGCUGCAGCACCUCCGAAACUCCCUACCCGACGCUGUCGCGAUCCAGCGGGUGGAGGAGCGACUGUCCGCGCUCGGGAACGUGAUCGCCUGCAACGACUAUGUUGCGCUUGUGCACCCCGACAUCGACCGCGAGACGGAGGAGAUCAUCGCGGACGUGCUUAAAGUCGAGGUCUUCCGGCAGACGAUUGCCGACAACGUCCUCGUCGGCAGCUACGCCGUCAUCACGAAUCAGGGCGGGCUUGUGCAUCCGAAGACAAGCAUACAGGACCAGGAUGAGUUGAGUAGCUUGCUCCAGGUCCCUCUUGUGGCUGGGACAGUGAAUCGUGGAUCGGACGUCUUGGGCGCAGGCCUCGUGGUGAACGACUGGUGUGCGUUUACAGGGCUCGACACGACGGCGACAGAGAUUAGUGUCAUCGAGGCGGCCUUCAAGCUGCAAGGACAGAGCUCCGCUGCGGUGAUUGGGGAAAUGCGCGACUCGCUUAUCGACAGCUGGGCGUGAGGAGGUUCUGGGUGACGACAUGGCUGGGACCCGGUUUGCUUCCUCUCCGUGUGUAUCCAUUCGCUCGUUUUGUGUGGCGUCACUAGUACAGGGUCAAAAGGCAGACGCAGUCCAAUAGUAUCACAAACUGUACCUCUACAAUCGCAUCGUUCACCUCAGGC
Molecule: messenger RNA, 998 nt
Organism: Dichomitus squalens LYAD-421 SS1
Lineage: Eukaryota; Fungi; Basidiomycota; Agaricomycetes; Polyporales; Polyporaceae
Product: eukaryotic translation initiation factor 6
Exons: 5
Coding region: 100-837 (245 amino acids)
Biological process (GO): maturation of 5.8S rRNA; cytosolic ribosome assembly; ribosomal subunit export from nucleus
Cellular component (GO): nucleolus; cytosol; preribosome, large subunit precursor
Molecular function (GO): ribosomal large subunit binding
Source: RefSeq, a predicted model, not a curated record